This is a messenger RNA of Vitis riparia (riverbank grape), 1889 nucleotides long. Its product is annotated as cytokinin dehydrogenase 3-like. Gene Ontology annotation, biological process: cytokinin metabolic process. NCBI's taxonomy places the organism in Eukaryota, Viridiplantae, Streptophyta, Magnoliopsida, Vitales, Vitaceae. Bases 20 to 1588 code for a protein of 522 amino acids. The transcript has 5 exons. The record is from RefSeq and is a predicted model, not a curated record. Gene Ontology annotation, molecular function: FAD binding; cytokinin dehydrogenase activity.
UUCUUUACGCCUUUCUUCCAUGGCUAGGAGUUGUCCAAUCUCAACCUCCUUCAUUAUCAUCAUUGUUUUAAGCCAUUUUACAUCAAGCAUAGGGUUGAGACCAUGGCCUGAUGUGCUCCCAAAUGAACUCCAGUCCCUCGAUAUUGCGUCCCGACUCAGGGUGGAUCCCGAUGCCACUAGAAUGACCUCUAGGGAUUUUGGCAAACUUGUUCAUCCGCCAAAUCCAGCUGCAGUUCUUUAUCCUUCUUCCAUAGAAGAUAUUGCAUCUCUAGUCAAGUUCUCUUAUAAUCGUUCCUUUCCUUUUAGCAUAGCCGCCAGGGGCCAAGGCCAUUCCCUCCGCGGACAAGCCAUGGCUCCUCAUGGGGUUGUGGUGGAGAUGAGAUCGUUAAAUAACUGCAGCCGUGGAAGCGGAAUUAGGGUUACCAAGAAUCCGAUAUCGGGUUCCUAUGCUGAUGCUGGGGGUGAGCAGCUAUGGAUUGAUGUGCUGCAAGCUACGCUCAAACAUGGACUUGCACCAGUGUCGUGGACUGACUAUUUGAACCUAACAAUUGGUGGUACACUCUCUAAUGCCGGAAUUAGCGGCCAGACAUUCCGCCAUGGUCCUCAGAUCAGCAACGUCUAUGAAAUGGAUGUUCUUACUGGUAAAGGGGAACUUGUGACUUGUUCCAAAGACACAAACUCCGAGCUGUUUUUUGCGGUUUUAGGAGGUCUCGGGCAGUUUGGGAUUAUAAUAAGAGCAAGGAUCGCUCUAAAACCGGCACCAAAAAGAGUAAAAUGGAUACAGAUGCUUUACGAUGACUUCUCCACAUUUUCUAGAGACCAAGAACAUUUGAUUUCAAUCAAUGGACUGGACUAUUUGGAAGGUUCACUCUUGAUGCAAAAUAGUUCUCCUAAUAACUGGAGAUCCUCUUUCUCACCCUCUGAAUACCCGAGAAUAUCUUCACUAAUAUCCAAGAAUGGCAUCAUCUACUGCCUUGAAGUGGUCAAGUAUUACGAUGAACUCACAAGCCAUACAGUUGAUGAGGAACUCCAGGAUCUGCUUAAAGGCUUGAAUUUCCUUUCUGGUUUUGUUUUCACAAAAGAUGUCUCCUUAGUAGAUUUUCUAAACCGAGUUCAUAGCGAAGAGCUAAAUCUUCGAGCAAAAGGACUGUGGGAUGUUCCUCAUCCAUGGCUGAAUCUCUUUGUUCCGGGAUCCCGUAUCUCAGACUUCAACUCAGGUGUCUUCAGGGACAUUCUCCCCAAAAUAAACCAGACCACUGGAACAUUCCUCGUCUACCCAAUGAUCCGAAACAAGUGGGAUGAUAGGACGUCUGCAGUGAUACCAGAUGAAGAUAUAUUCUACACUGUAGGAUUGUUGCAUUCAAGUGGGGCUGAUGACUGGGAACCCUUGGAGAAUCAAAACAAAGAAAUACUCCAGUUUUGUGAUAAAGCGGGUAUCAAGAUUAAGCGGUACCUUUCCCGCUACACAACCAAGGAAGAUUGGAUGAAUCAUUUCGGCCCGAAAUGGAGGACCUUUGAAGACAGGAAAGCUCAGUUUGAUCCGAAACUGAUAUUAUCACCUGGACAGCAAAUUUUCAAUUCCAUUUAAGUUUUAGAACUGGACAUUUGGGUUGAGGUUUUUAAUAAAAAGAACAGAAGAAAAUACAAAUAAAUACUUCCAUUCAUGGAAAACCCAGUAUUAGUCAAUUAGCUAGCACGCAUAUUUGUUUUGUACUUUAUGUUACAGGGUUGGAAGAUCAAAAAUGUACUUCUUUAAGGGAUUCCUGUAUAUUUCAAGCAUCAGUUGUAGUGUUAAUUUUCUAUAGAUUAAAAAGUGAAUUUUCAUUAGCUCAGCUCUUAUUAUAUGAGGGUUUAUGAUGAAUUAAUUCAGUCAGUUGUCUUUUGAACCA